GUGGAGCAGGAGUUCCUCUUCCUCAGUGUGUGUGAGUGUGUGUGUUAGAAGACAGGAUGAAAGACACAGUGCAGGUGUGUGGGUUGUGUGCAGGGUUUUUGGGGUGUGUGAGUGCGGCCGUGUCACUGCAGGUCCGAUCCUGGAAAGAGUCGAGCAAUGACGGCAGCGCCAUCCUCACCUCCAAUUUAUUCGAGAACCUGUGGAUGUCCUGCGCUGAUGACUCGACUGGCAUCUACAACUGCUGGUAUUUUCCAUCCUUACUCGCCUUACCAACUUAUAUUCAGGUGUGUCGUGCUCUUAUGAUCACCUCCAUCGUGUUGGGGUCGUUUGGUCUCGUCUUCACGCUGGUCGGCAUGCAGUGUUCCAGAAUCGGAGGAGAGAACUACGCGGUGAAGGGACGAAUCGCCAUCCUGGGAGGAGUGUUCUUCAUCCUGCAGGGUUUGUGUACGAUGAUCGCCGUGUCGUGGUACGCUUCCAACAUCAUACAGCAGUUCCACAACCCACUUUAUGCAGGAAUCAAGUUUGAACUAGGAGAGGGUUUGUAUAUCGGCUGGUGUUCAGCGACACUCGCUCUGAUUGGUGGCUGCUGCUUACUGUGUGUGUGUGGAAACGACAGCAAAGUGGAGAAAAUCAGAGUGGCAGCACACACUCCGUCGGCUGUGUCCCGAAUCUCUCACACACCGUCCACACAGCACAGACUCAGCUCAUACAUCUGAGGGCGGAGUCAGAGAUCCAUCAUCAUCAUCAUCAUCAUCUUCAUCAUCAUCACAAUCAUUAACAUUAAACCCGUGAGCUCCAGUGAGUUACUGUGAUGAAGACGAGGGAGUGAAGUGAUGAAGUGUGCAGUGGUGUGAAUUGGGACGGAGCCGCUGUGUCUCUGUAACACACUGUGAACUGUGUGAAUGACCUCAUGUAACCCCGUGUUUAUGUGAUUAAUAUUACACACUGAUCUUUAUAAAGCUGUAAAUUGAGUGUUUAGUGAUAUUCUGAGUCUCUGUAUAAGCUACCUGGCAUUUUUCAUAUAUAUGAACUGAAAUUUUAAGAUUUUGGUGAGUCAUGUGCCUGACUGAUCCCAAGCCCCGCCCACAUUUGAGCCAGGCUUGUGAACAGUGUGGGCGGAGUCAGUGAGGUAAGCGCACUACAAAAGAAACAAAAAGACUGAAACUGGACGCUACGGCGAUGCAGCUGGAAUUUUAUUUCUUUUCUAUAAUUAAAAAAAAAAAAUUUGUCCGUAUCUUUUAACUUAUUUACGCAGAAAGGAAUAAACAGUGCUUUACUGACUGUGUCUGU
Messenger RNA from Pangasianodon hypophthalmus (striped catfish), 1290 nucleotides. Its product is annotated as claudin-15. The transcript has 5 exons. Gene Ontology annotation, biological process: bicellular tight junction assembly; cell adhesion. The record is from RefSeq and is a predicted model, not a curated record. Gene Ontology annotation, molecular function: structural molecule activity. Gene Ontology annotation, cellular component: plasma membrane; bicellular tight junction. NCBI's taxonomy places the organism in Eukaryota, Metazoa, Chordata, Actinopteri, Siluriformes, Pangasiidae. Bases 57 to 716 code for a protein of 219 amino acids.